CCUUUUUAAUUUUUUUUUUUUACAUUUUUAGUGUAGUGAACAACAGUCUUAUGGGUUAUAAUCUUUGGAGCACUUGAACGCAACCCCAAGCUCCUCCCACAUCCGGUGGAAAACCGCUAUCUAUCAGUAGAAAAAAAAAAUACAAAGAAAAAGAACAUCUCAACCAGGAAUACACCUCACGGAACCAGGUAGCUGCUCCUGAAAAAGCUGCAUAUUUUCGAGAUUUCAAUCGUAUCUAAAAGACAAAAAAGACAAAAUGAUCGGAAGAACGUGAUCGGGAAGGGACUGCUGCUGCUUCUUCAGCCGGCUGAAGGAACGAGCUAGACUCCCAUGGAUAGGCCUUGCAGGCUGCUUCUGCUCUCCGAACUCUGCGUCAGGAACGUGGCGUACGAUGUAAGCCUGAGUCGGUCACUGCUGACAUGGAAAAGACGGGCCUCCAGUCCGGUGUACCGCCCAUUCAGAGCCAGCGUGAAUCGCAGUGUGCCGGUGACAGAAAUCAUCUCAGUCAGAGAGGAACAAUGGAUGAACGGCAGUGAUCGAAAAGAUGACAGCAGCUGGAAGAAGAUCAAAGGUGGAGACAGAUCGGAUUGCAGGCAGGCCUUCACAGGUAGUCUGACCUUCAUUGGUAAACUGGCCCAUCAUGAGGCAGAUCUUUACAGGAAAGUUAUUGAGGUGUUGUACGUGGAGAGGUGUCGUCAGCACCACUGGCGCUGCGCUGAAGUUAACUUCACGUGUCCAGAUGGGGUCCUCUGCCAGAACUGGGUCAGCAGCAUCAGAGAGCAGCUAGCCAGCAUCUCCGCCAGACCCAGAAAUCUGCUGGUCUACAUCAACCCAUACGGUGGGAAGCGUCAGGGCAAACGCAUCUAUGAGCAGAAGGUAGCGCCACUGUUCGCUCAAGCUGGGAUCUCUACACAUGUCAUUGUCACUGACUAUGCCAAUCAUGCAAGGGAUCAUCUGAAGACGGACGCUGAUCUCAGCAAGGUUGACGGGUGAGUUGGGUUUCCUUUUAAUCAGUUCUCAAACUGCAGGGGACUGCUAUUGAUUCAACAAAGCACCAUUAUUAUUUUCUUGUUGAUCAGGUGGUGUCCCAACUUGAUAAUUUUGAUCUAAAUUGAUAGAUUAAUUAAUAAUUCCCUUUAUUAUUAUUUAUAGUUAUUGUUGAGAAUGAAAAUCCUAAUUGAUGAAUCCAUAAUUUGUAUUGACACACAGAGCAUAAAAUCAGCCAACAAAAGCAUUCAUACUUUACUUAUUUUAUUCACUUUCAGCGCAAAAGGGGGAGAAAAAUCCUAGAGUAGACACUGUCCCUUCCGGAAAACAUCCCCCGAGGCUAUUACAGAUGUUGACAUACAUAGCAUCAUUUCAGUCAUUGAUGUUGUCUUUCAUUCAUUUCAUUUCACUUCAUUUCAUUUCAUUUUUGGGG
This is a messenger RNA of Poecilia latipinna (sailfin molly), 1420 nucleotides long. RefSeq names its product ceramide kinase-like. Gene Ontology annotation, molecular function: ceramide kinase activity. Lineage: Eukaryota; Metazoa; Chordata; Actinopteri; Cyprinodontiformes; Poeciliidae. The record is from RefSeq and is a predicted model, not a curated record. Gene Ontology annotation, biological process: phosphorylation; ceramide metabolic process. The transcript has 5 exons. Bases 331 to 993 code for a protein of 220 amino acids.